AUGAGGCUAAGUUUGGGCUACCAGAGAGUCACGCGGGGCGCACACCAUGACGGGGCAACGGAGGCUGAAAAACUCGACUGGCUGAGAGAGACUGUGCCGGGUGAGCCUGGCGUCGACUACCCCAUCUACUGGCGGGUACCCGAGACCUCCUUCACGUGCGAGGGCCGAGAACCAGGUUACCACGCGGACGAAGACGCCGAGUGCCAAGUCUUCCACAUUUGCCGCCACCACCACCAGCGCACGGGGCGGGCCUUCCUCUGUCCCAACGGCACCAUCUUCAACCAGGGAACGCUGACCUGCACGUGGUGGCACUCCGUUGAAUGCGGCAGCCAAGGACAGAACGUGGCGCCGGUCAUUCCCCACGCCGCCUCCCCCGUCACCGCCUCAGACUCUUCAGUUUUCGGCAGCAGGGCGAGGUUGAGGGGGCAGAGCAGGCAGCAGGGAGGUGAGAAAGAAAGGGUUCGGCAGGAGGGAGAGAGGAGGGAGCAGGAAGAAAGGCAGGAGAGAAGAAGACAGGAGGAUGAGAGGAGGCAGCAGGAGGCGAGGGAGGACAGAAGAAGGCAGGAGAGGAGAGAACAAGAGGAUAGAAGAAGGCAAGAAGCAGAGAGGAGACAACAGGAGGAGAGAAGGCAGCAGGAGGAGAGGAAGAGGCAGCAGGAAGUAAGGACGCAACAGGAGGAAGCCAGAAGACAGCAGGAAGGGAGAAGGGAGCAAGAAGCAGGGAGACAGCAGGCAAGUCAGCAGGAAGGAAAGAGACAGCAGGAAGGGAGAAGAGAGCAAGAAGCAGGGAGACAGCAGGCAAGUCAGCAGGCAGGGAGAAGAGAGCAAGAAGCAGGGAGACAGCAGGCAAGUCAGCAGGAAGGAAAGAGACAGCAGGCAGGGAGAAGAGAGCAAGAAGCAGGGAGACAGCAGGAAGGGAGAAGAGAGCAAGAAGCAGGGAGACAGCAGGAAGGGAGAAGAGAGCAAGAAGCAGGGAGACAGCAGGAAGGGAGAAGAGAGCAAGAAGCAGGGAGACAGCAGGCAAGUCAGCAGGAAGGAAAGAGACAGCAGGAAGGAAGUAGGAGGCAACAGGAAGAAAGGAGGAGGCAGCAGCACGAGAGCCACUUCACGGUGAGGGGGCACGCAUCAAGGUCACAGCAGGAAGGUCAGCAGGAGGAGGAGAGACACUUUGGGCAGAGGCGUCAAGAGGAAGCCCAAGCUCAGCAGGUGGUAUUACAGCAGCAGACUGAGCAGCACUUUGAGCAGAGGGCACAGCAGGCAAGUCAGCAGGAACAGGAGAAGUUGACUGAACAGCACUUUGGGCAGAAGGCACAGCAGGCACGUCAGCAGGAACAGCAGAAGGAGACUGAGCAGCACUUUGAGCAGAAGGCACAGCAGGCAAGUCAGCAGGAACAGCAGAAGCAGACUGAACAGCACUUUGGACAGAGUGCACAGCAGGCACGUCAGCAGAAACAGCAGGUCAUUCACCGCCAGCAAGAAGUACAACAGCAGACCGAACAGCACUUCCAGCAGAGGGAGGAAGAGGAGAGGGCGCAGCAGGCAAGUCAGCAGGGACAGCAGACUGAGCAGCACUUUGAGCAGAAGGCACAGCAGGCACGUCAGCAGGAACAGCAGGUCAUUCACCACCAGCAGGAAAUACAACAGCAGACCGAACAGCACUUCCAGCAGAGGGAAGAAGAGGAGAGGGCGCAGCAGGCAAGUCAGCAGGGACAGCAAGAGAUUCGGCAAGAACAAGAGCAACUUUUCCAGCAGAGUGGACACAAGCUGGCUGACACUCAGCAGUUAGGCGAAGAGGAGCAGCUUUUUGAGCAGACAGGAGAAAGAACGGUACAGAAGGACCAGCACUUUGAGCAGUCUGGCCAGCAGGAAGAGCAGUCUGAGCGGAAGGAACAAACAGGGACAAGCAGGCAAGAGGAAAUACUACAAAGCAGCCUCUUUGAGCAGAGCGUGCAGGAGACAGGAACAGAGCAGGCAGAUCAGCAGGUCAGUCAGAGAGCUGAGCAGCAGCAACAUGCGGCAGGACAGGAUCAGCAGAAGGCGAGGAUGCAACAAGCAGGUCAGCAGAAAGGGAAGCAGGUGGGUCAGCAGGAGACAGUGACGGUGGUGCAGAGCAGCGGGCAGCAGGGUGAAGGCCUCCGUCAGCCGGCCCCGCCCCACGCCACGCUGGAGGCCGUGUCUCCCCCGCGUGGCGGCCAGGGCGAGCGGCAGGGCCUGCGGGUGCGUCUAAGCCACAGCGGUCGCUUCAUCAGCAGCGAGUCCCGCGAGUCACAGGAGUACGGCGUGCCGAUCCUCGCCACGGGGCCACAGUACACUGACUCAGAGUCACUGGAAGACUCGACUCUGGAACGGUUUUUCAUCACCUUCCCACCUAAGCUUCCUACUAGGACCAGUGAGUCACGUGAGUCACUGGAAUACGGCGUCCCCCUCUCUGCCACGAGGCCACAGUACACUGACUCACAGGAGUCUCUGGAAGAGCUGACUCAGCAACAGUUUUCAGUUUCCUUCCAAACAGCAGCCGGCCGGCAGGCCAGUGAGUCACACGAGUCACGGGAGUACGGCGUGCCCCUGUCUGCCGCGGGGCCACAGUACACUGGCUCGUCAGAGUCACAAGAAGACUCGACUCUUGAACGGUUUUUCGUCACCUUCCCACCUAAGCUUCCUACUAGGAUCCUUGAGUCACGCGAGUCACUGGAAUACGGCGUCCCCCUCUCUGCCACGAGGCCACAGUACAUUGACUCACAGGAGUCACUAGAGUUUGUGAGGCACCAAGAAACUAUUCGUGCACCCUCUGCCACGCGUCAUCAAGUCACUGAGUCACGUGAGUCACUGGAGCAAGGCGUACCCCUCUCGGAUGCGGGUCCACAGUAUUCUGACUCACAAGAGUCACUGGAAUUGGUGAGUCAACAUGCUGGCGCUGCACCGCUACCAGCUGCCCCACAGUUUCCAGAGUCUCGUGAGUCAGUGGAAUUCGGCGUGCCAAUGGCGGCGGCCGGGCAGCGGCACCAGGCCACAGAGUCCCGGGAGUCCCUGGAGAGGUUCAGUGACGAGCGACUCGUACACUCGCGCGUGCCGGUGCGCCUGGCCCCGGCCCCGACAGCGGCCCCUUCCACCCAGCAGGCAGGCGCCCACGCUGACACCCGGACCCAGGCCACUGUGGAGCACACACUAGCUGGGGCAGACUUGCCACUUGUGGAACAAUCAGCGACACCUGUGGAACAAUCAGUACCAUCAACAGAACCUGUGGAACACUUAGUGACACGUGUUGAACAAUCGGCAGCACCAGCGGGAGAAACGAUAUCACCUGUGCAACAAUCGGCAGCGCCUGUGGAACACUCUGCGGCACCUGUGGAACAACCGACAGCGCCUGUGGAACACUCAGCAACACCUGUGGAACAAUCGGCAGCACCUGUGGAACACUCAGCAACACCUGUGGAACACUCAGCAACACCUGUGGAACACUCAGCAACACCUGUGGAACACUCAGCAACGCCAGAAAAGCAUUUCGUCGCCACCCAACACUCGACAGCACAGGAGGAACUUUCGGUACUUAUGGAGGACACGGUGGCACCUCAGCAAGACUUAGCAGAACGUGUGCAGGAGUUCGCACCUGCUGAACACGCGGCAACACCUGUGGAGCACUCAGCAGCACCGAUGGAACCUGACACAUCAGCAGCACCAGUGGAGCAAACAGUACCGGUGGAGCCCUCGGCAGCACCCGUGGAACAGUCAUUCUCAACAGGAGCGGCGAAACAGUCAUUCUCAGCAGGGGCGGCGGAACAGUCAUUCUCAGCAGGGGCGGCGGAACAGUCAUUCUCAGCAGGGGCGGCGAAACAGUCAUUCUCAGCAGGGGCGGCGGAACAGUCAUUCUCGGCAGGGGCGGCGGAACAGCCGUCCUCAGCGGGGGCGGCGGACAGUCAGCAGGAGCAGUCGUCGGGCAUACUGGCGUCGGUCCUGGCCGUGAUGGAGCGUCUGGGUGUGCCGGUGGUGAGCCUGUCCGGCCUGAGCAGCGCCCCGGACCUCUCGGCCCAGGACCAGGGCCUGUCCCUCCAGCUGGAGGCCGCCCACUCGCUAGAACUGCGGCCAUCACUGGAACGAGACUCACAGGAGGUGUCCGGACAACAGGGCGUGUCCUUUACAGUCUCAAGAGACUCACUAGAGCUGACAGACCCCACAGACACAGAGUCAUUGGAGUUUAGAGUGUCACAACAUCAACAACAACAACAGUCAGAGGGAGGCUCAGGCCAACACAGCGUGUCGUUCACUGUCUCAAGAGACUCUUUUGAACUGCGGGACCCCACAGACACAGACUCGCUGGAGUUUAGAGUGUCACAACAACAACAGCAACAAUCAGAGGGAGUCUCAAGCCAACAAAGCGUUUCCUUCACUAUCUCAAGAGACUCACUAGAGCAGACAGACCCCACAGACACAGACUCGUUGGAGUUUAGAGUUUCACAACAACAACAACAGUCAAAGGGAGCCUCAGGACAAAACAGUGUGUCAUUUACUGUUUCAAGAGAUUCUCUUGAGCUCACAGACCCCACAGACAGAGACUCACUGGAGUUUAGAGUUUCACAACAACAACAACAACAACAACAACAGUCAGAGGGAGCCUCAGGACAAAACAGUGUGUCAUUUACUGUUUCAAGAGAUUCUCUUGAGCUCACAGACCCCACAGACAGAGACUCACUGGAGUUUAGAGUUUCACAACAACAACAACAUCAACAGGCAGAGGGAGCCUCAGGACAAAACAGUGUGUCAUUUACUGUUUCAAGAGAUUCUCUUGAGCUCACAGACCCCACAGACACAGACUCACUGGAGUUUAGAGUUUCACAACAACAACAACAACAACAGUCAGAGGGAGCCUCAGGACAAAACAGUGUGUCAUUUACUGUUUCAAGAGAUUCUCUUGAGCUCACAGACCCCACAGACACAGACUCACUGGAGUUUAGAGUUUCACAACAACAACAACAACAACAACAGUCAGAAGGAGCCUCAGGACAAAACAGUGUGUCAUUUACUGUUUCAAGAGAUUCUCUUGAGCUCACAGACCCCACAGACACAGACUCACUGGAGUUUAGAGUUUCACAACAACAACAACAGUCAGAGGGAGUCUCAGACCAACGCAGCGUGUCAUUUACUGUCUCAAGGGACUCUCUUGAGCUCACAGACCCCACAGACACAGACUCACUGGAGUUUAGAGUUUCACAACAACAACAACAGUCAGAGGGAGCCUCAGGACAAAACAGUGUGUCAUUUACUGUUUCAAGAGAUUCUCUUGAGCUGACGGACCCCACAGACAGAGACUCACUGGAGUUUAGAGUUUCACAACAACAACAACAACAACAGCAACAGUCAGAGGGAGCCUCAGGACAAAACAGUGUGUCAUUUACUGUUUCAAGAGAUUCUCUUGAGCUGACGGACCCCACAGACACUGACUCACUGGAGUUUAGAGUGUCACAACAACAACAACAACAACAACAACAACAGUCAGAGGGAGCCUCAGGACAAAACAGUGUGUCCUUCACUGUCUCAAGAGACUCUCUGGAGCUGGCGGACCCCACAGACACUGACUCACUGGAGUUUAGUGUCUCACAACAACAACAACAGUCAGAGAGAGCCUCAGGACUAAACAGCGUGUCAUUCACUGUUUCAAGAGAUUCUCUGGAGCUGACGGACCCCACAGACACAGACUCACUAGAAUUUAGAGUGUUACAACAACAGCCACAAGGAGUCUCGGUACAGCGUGGCGUGUCUGUCUCUACUUCACAACAGCAGCAGCAAUUACGUGGCACGACCUUCACUGCCUCGCAGUCAGCGCAAGCGUCACAUGGAGCCCAGACGGCCUUCGUGCUGGAAGUUUCUAGGGAGGACGAAUCCCCUGACCUACAGCUGUCACUUGAGCGCGUGGAGCAGCAAGACUCCCUGGAGCGUGUGGGGGAGCAUGACUCCCUAGAGCGGCUGGUGCCUGUGAACCUUGCCACCCUGGAGGCUCAUGGCGUGCUGCUGGCUGACUCAGGGCCUCAAGUGCUUGUGGAAACUGUGGAACCUGUGGCAGGAGAACAAGCUGGAGUGGAUCUCUCCUCCUCCGGGGCGCAGACAGAGGCAGGGCAAGCGUCACCUUUUGACCAGGUGAUCCUCGUAGUAGACCUUUCAACUAAACCUGACUGGGCUGAAGACCUGCGACCCUCCCUUGAGCGUGACCAUCCCGCGGACUCCCCGGUGGAAUUUAGGCGCGUGGACCAGACUCUCUCAGCCCGGCAUGAAGUGUUCCUGGCAGGUGCUGGAGCCCAGACGGAAGCUGAGGCCGCCCCCCAGCAAGAACUUGUCUCCCCUGUGUCCAGCGUGCCUGCACAGGACACAGCACAAGUAGCACCCCAAAAGAAGCCUCCCGCACCAGUGCAAGUCCAAAUGACACACGCUUUUGUUGAGUCACGUGGUGAAUCUCUGCCGCCGGUGCAUCCCACAGAGCCAGAGGCACCCACGGAACGCCAUGGAGUACCUCUGUCACCGGUGCAGCUCAAAACGUCUCGUCCACCUGCCCAGCACACCUCAGCUGUGAUGCCAACACCUCAGAGAGUACACAUGCCAUCAUUGGAACGCAUCGAACCACAGGCACCUGAAGUAUCCCCCGGAUUGCCGCUGUUACCUGUGGGUCAUGAAAACACGAUUGCACCUGUGGAAGACGACGGAGUAGCUACUGCACCGGCAGAGAGCCAAAAGCCGCAAUCAGCUAUAAAACCCAAGCCGCUAGAUGCCCAGGGGGUACCAUUGUCCUCAGUGGAACAGCAGCAGUCACAAACACCUGCUGUCCUCAGUGGAGCGCCUUUGUCAGCGUUGGAGGGCGAGGCGCCGCGUGCACCUCAGUCACCUGUGCAACUACAAAAGCCACAAGAGGCCGCUCCUCCACAGCAGGCCAGGUCUGGAGUACCUCUGCCCCCCGCGGUACUCUUCAGCUCACAAACUGCUGGGGAAUCCGGAGCCUCCCAAACACUUGGGGAGCACAAGUUUGGCCUCCGUUUGUCUUCUGAGCAGCCCCUGAGGACCAUCGUGUCCCUGGAGCGUGACGACUACACUGUGGACACCCUAGAGCAUUUAGAAUCUAAGGAAGUAUUUGACGUCACAGAAGAUCCGCACGACGACCUCCAUGACACAGUGGAGGUUCUGGACUCAAAGGAAGCUAUAACGAGAGGGGUGGUCGGAGAGUCCUUGUUCUCGACGCGGUCUCAAGCGUCUGCACAACCUAUCUCUCCCGCACAGUCCUCCCAGGGUUUCAAAGACGCUCAAAAGGAAGAACCUCAAGAACAGAUCCACUUUGAACAAGUUCAGACCCAGCAACAGCCCCAGCCUCAAGAACCUCAUCGUCAACAACAAUUACAAUCAGUAGGAGUCCAUCUUCAGCAGCUCCAGUCCGUACAGUCAACAGGACAACAAGACUCUUUCUUUGUCUUUGACCCCAAUGAACCGCUGUCCCUGGAGCUUGCGGAGCCCGUGGACAAGUUCUUCUCUCUUGAACGCCUCUCCACCGGUAACCCAGAAGACUCUGCGACCUUCAUCCUGCAGGAAGAGAGUCUGAUCUCUUCUGAGGUGCAGGACACAACAGAGACCCUUGACACGAAGGAAGUGUUUGACGUGGACUCGUCAGAGCGCCGCACUCCAGCGGAGGGUCACGAUCGAACGCAAUCUGGCAUUUCUCUCUUCUUUCAGCAGCUGGGACAAGGUGGAGGAGCUGCAGGACAGAGUGCAAGGGAAAAACAGGCAAGUCACUCCACGACGGUGAAUACUGACGGGGUUCAGAAAAACUCACUGCAGCAGGCCAUCGAGAGCCUGAUGGUGAGUCUGCUGCAGGCUGGAGGGGGCCAAGAAACUCCUGAGACCGCCACGACGACCUUCCAUGUGACUGAGGACGAGGACUUAGGGGCCUUCCAGCAGGCUACGGAGGUACUCCCAACGACUGUUGUGUUUACUGAGGAAGCAACAGAAGCAGAAGCAGACACGACCCUUCCCGCGACGACUACUUUUCACGUAAUUGAGGACAAGGGCUUCGGUGAAUUCCAGCAGGGUAGCGAAGUAUUCCCUACGACCCUGGUGAUUACUGACGAAGCAGCAGAAACAGAGACUGCAACGGAGGAUGACCUGGCCUUCAUCGAGCAGGAAGCAUUUACAACCCUAUUGCCUGCUGAGGAGGAUUUGAUCACGACCAGCCUUCCCGAGGAAGAGCAGGCCACAACCCUCGCACCCAUGAAGAAAGAGGUCACCACAUUCCUUCCGAUCCGGCAGGUCACAACUUCUGUCAGAGGAUCCGAGCAGGAGGACGCCAUCCCAGUCCAAGAGGUCACCACAUUCGUCCCAGUUCAGCAGGAGGUCACCACGUUCAUGCCAGUUCAGCAGGAGGUCACCACGACGGUUGGCACGAUCCAGGAGCAGGAGCAGGAGUUUAUCACCACCACCACCACAGAUGUUCCGCUCAAGAAGGAGGUGACGACUUUCAUCCCGGUGCAGCAGGAACUAACCACCUUCAUCCCUCGUGAGCUGCACGACGCCACCACCUUACCAGCAGACCAGCAAGAAGACACUACUUUUUUCCUUGCUAGUCAGCAGGAAGAGGUCACCAUUCUCCCAAGUGAGCAGGAGGAAGCUAUCCCGAAUACUCCCACUAAUACUGCUGCUGCUGCUGCUGCUGCUGCUGCUGAGUCAACUGUUGCUACCACAUUCUCGCAUGACGUCACCACCACUGUGUCCCCAGAUGAGCAAGAACUGUCCACUACAUUCGUUCCAGAAGCAACGGAAGAAGCACGCCCCUCCAUCGCCACCACGAGGAAAGCCCAGCCCGGCACACCGUUCAGACGAAGGAUCAAGAAACUCCAGCGCCCAAGGACACGAUACGAAACUCCAACAACGCUCUACGAGGUGCCCAAGCCUCAACGCCCCGCAAGGCUGUACGGACUGCCCAAUCUUCAGGAGCAGAGCAGCGAGGGGCCUCAACGCACCAGAACGAGGCUGAUUUCCCCCAAGACGCGGCAGGAACGACCAAGAGGUGUCGGAGCCACGUCACUACGACCCACGAACGACCGCACUGAUUACAGACGAUCCAGAUUUUCACGACCUCUUUUUGGUCUCUCCAGAACGGCGAACUAAAUUAGAAUCAUCGUAGGCUACGUCGACCUGCUAUUCCUGGCAAGUAACCUUUUUUUGUUUUUUAUAUUACUUUUUUUUUUGCUGCCUACCAUGUAAUAACGCUUGUUAAAUAUAUAAGAUUGUGUGUCUAUUUAUUUAUUUAUAAUGUAAUUUAUUUCCCACGUAUUGGUUAUUGUACUCUCUCUCUCUCUCUCUCU
Molecule: messenger RNA, 9332 nt
Organism: Eriocheir sinensis (Chinese mitten crab)
Lineage: Eukaryota; Metazoa; Arthropoda; Malacostraca; Decapoda; Varunidae
Exons: 3
Coding region: 1-9135 (3044 amino acids)
Cellular component (GO): extracellular region
Molecular function (GO): chitin binding
Source: RefSeq, a predicted model, not a curated record